Molecule: messenger RNA, 498 nt
Organism: Tripterygium wilfordii
Lineage: Eukaryota; Viridiplantae; Streptophyta; Magnoliopsida; Celastrales; Celastraceae
Product: alanine--tRNA ligase-like
Exons: 4
Coding region: 1-498 (165 amino acids)
Biological process (GO): tRNA modification; alanyl-tRNA aminoacylation
Cellular component (GO): chloroplast; mitochondrion
Molecular function (GO): amino acid binding; ATP binding; aminoacyl-tRNA deacylase activity
Source: RefSeq, a predicted model, not a curated record
AUGGGCGAUACUGGUCCUUGUGGGCCUUGCAUUGAAAUACAUUAUGACAGAAUUGGCAAUCGUGAUACUGCAUCAUUGGUUAAUAAUAAUGCAUUGAAAUAUGGAAUCUUGUCUUUAUUCAGUUUAACAGGGAAAAUCGGUGGAACCUUGAAGCCUUUGGCUGCAAAGCAUACAUACUUCCCUCAACUUCAAGCACCCAACAUGAUCUACAUAAGUUGGACGCAAAGUAAGCAAGAAACAUUUGAGAUCCACACUUACAACAUCCUCUCUGAAUUUACUCAGGUUCUGCAACAGCAAGAUGGGCAAAACCAGCCACCAUCUGGAACACUUGAUCCCAUUUCGGGAUCUUUGUCCCAUUUUCAUUGGGCAUUGGAGCAUUCUGCUACGAUAAUUUCUUAUGGAUUUAUUCCAACUGUAGCGGGGAUUGUUCGUGUAUUUCGUGUAUUUCUAUCAACUCCAGAAACAACCAUGUCUCACGCCGCUUCCAAGCCCCAGUAA